Molecule: messenger RNA, 5002 nt
Organism: Bacillus rossius redtenbacheri
Lineage: Eukaryota; Metazoa; Arthropoda; Insecta; Phasmatodea; Bacillidae
Product: focadhesin
Exons: 19
Coding region: 171-3761 (1196 amino acids)
Biological process (GO): regulation of post-transcriptional gene silencing
Source: RefSeq, a predicted model, not a curated record
UCUAUGGCGUAUUUUCUAUUAAUUUGUUUGUUACCCUUAUAUUUAGCUAAAAACUGCUUAACCUGAAAAUUGUCAUUAAAUAAAGAAGAAUUUGUGUUGAAAGUUGAGAACGAAACUCAAUGAAUAUUUUUACCCGGUAAGCAAUGUUUGCACCCUUCUGAUAAUAAGAAAUGGAUGAAAUAGAAUACAAACUUAAGAAGAAAAAUCCUAUUUUUGUAGUCAAUGCAAUUUCAAAUCUGGUUGAUAUAGUGCAAAGCAAAUCAGAAACAAGUCAAAUAACAGAGCUUCCUGAAUUAAAACUCCUUAAAGCUAAAUGUGAAGAUGAAAAUCCAUUUGUCAGCAUCACUGCCUGUCAGGGUCUGGUGACUCUUGUAGAGAAUGGAGUGUUGGGAGUGCUACCAACAUUGUCAAGUUUCAUUGCUGCCCUGCCAACUGUAAAGAAUCACUGUGGGCUAGUCCCUUCCAUCGGCAGUUUGUUGAUCUUGGAGUUGAGGGCCCAGCAUGCAAGCAACAACAAUUAUCGGUGCCCGUUCACGUUGCGAUCUCCGCAGCAUCCGUUCAUCAGUCUUCUUAAACAAGAAAGCUCUACGUGGCCGGACAUCUUCAGCCAGAUGAGCUUCGUGUUCAACCACAAGGAUGAACUUGUUGCCAACAACUGUGUUGAGCUGCUGAAACCAGUGCUGCUCUACCUGCUGUGUAAUCCCUCGCCAAACACUUCCUUCACCUCGGGCUGCGGGAAGCAGUUGUGGUCACUGCUUCUAAAGUUUUUUGACAAGCCUCAUGUACGGGAGUUCGUUGUCGAACUUUUGUGUUGGGUGCAGGUGGAGGACGAGGAGGGGCUGUCCGCGGUGGAGGACGUCGCCCGGGGGGCCCUGGGGAGGGCCGACGCGGAGCUGGCCGCAGCGCUGGCCCCGUGCCUGGCGGCCCUCGUCCGGCGGGCCGUGUCACGGGGUCGCGACCCCCGGCCCUGCCUCGACCUCGUCCCGGACCUGCUGGCCUGCGCCCCGGAGUCCGGCAGCUGCGUGCUCGUGCUGCUCUCCGAGGCCAUCGCCAAGUGCCCGGUCAUCUACCUGCACAGCCUCUUCCGAACAUGUGGCACGAUAGUGCAGAAGAAAACUUGCAAUGCAGUUUCUGUGAAGAUGCUGGUGUCAAACGCCCUGCAGUGGCUAAUACACCCCUCGUGCCUGACGGGAGAGGCUCUGCAGCUCGCCAGCGACCUGAUGCGCCUGGUGGAAGACUGCGUGUCCCAGGGCGGCCACACCGGCCGUCUGUGCGGCAACAAGGUGUUCUCGCACGUCAGGAACCUGGACCCGGCGGUCCACGCGGCGGCGGAGCUCUGCCGGCUGGCCGAGGCCUGGCAGGGGUCCCCCGAGCUGUUCCCGCCGUGGCUGGCGAGGGCGGGCCAGGCCCCGCCCCACUUCGUCCAGGGGCUGGUCGGACCGCUGUCGGCAGUGUUCCUGGGCGGCCUGAAGCAGGACGAUGCCGCCAGGGAGAGCUACAGGUUCCUGCUGCAGCUCGUCGCCCGGGACAACGAACUGGCCUCCGGCAUGCUGACGUUCGUACUCUACAAGCUGUCCGGCGAGACAGACCCGAGCAUGCAGCUCGAACUGCUCCGGGGCCUACCUGCUACUGCUGUGCAGAAGGAGAACGUGUCGCUGGUGCUGCACACGCUGGAGACGGUCAGGUCGAAGCCGAGCCUGAAGGUGGUGAUGGUGCACCUGUACCUGCGGCUGUGGCGGGCCGAGGGCCGCUGCUACCCCUACCUGCAGAAGCUGCUGCUGGAGCCGCCCCAGGAGGAGAAGGACGAGCGUAGCUGGGAGCUGGAGGUCGCCAAGGCGCUGGCCAUCAGGGAGAUAUGCAGGACCAGACCGGAACUUCACGGGGAGGAGCUGGUUUCCAUGCUGUCGCAGGUUCUGAACAGGUGCGGCGGUGUGUGGGGGGCCGCUCCUUCCUCCAUGGCCGUGGAGAGCAUCACGGCGCUGUGCGGGGCAGGGAUAGUCGACAUUGCAACCACGUGGAGGGCCCUGGCCCCGAAGCUGGCCAGGGACAAGAGACCCCUCGUGUGUGUCAGCCUAUGCAAGUUUUUUGGUUCCAUCCCAAGCAUCAGAGGCUCAGGCCCAGAGUUUGUGAAACUUGUGAGUGAAGCAGUGGCUAAGUUGUGGGCUUACGUGUCCACUAGCAACAGCCUGGAGGUCAUCGAGGCAGCACUCAAGGCAUUAUCAAAAUUUACCUUAGAAGAUUUGACCUUGAAGGGUUUACCAGAAUGUUACAGACGUGACUUAAAAUUGCCUAGCGCGUAUGCAAAAACUCCAGUUGACGCUGCUCGUAAACCUGAAGAUGUGCUGCCUUAUAUUCCAGGUGAGUGCUGGAUCCAGCUGCUGGAGAACGUGAAGGAAGAGGCCCUGGAUGUGGCCGGGGACACCCUAGCCUCGUGGCUGGCCGCGGAGCUGUCGGGCUACCACGGCGGCCUGUACCAGCUCUCGGGUCGCGGGGAGCCGAGCAGCUACGGCCACCUGCACCACCGCAGCGUGUGCCGGGCCAUCGUGGACCACCUGCGCCGGGACCCGGGCAGUGUCCCGGGCUCGCUGGCUCGCCAGUGCCUACGGGUCGUCGCUCGCACCUUCGUCAAGCCCCUGCCGCCCCUCGACUGGGGGUUCCUGCAGGAGUUCCUGCGGCGGGAGGGGGAAGUACGCCGGCUCGCACAGGUCCUCGCCGCCAAGCAGGCCAAGAUAUCACCCUCCGCCAGGAGGCUCAUGGAGAACCUGCUCACUUCCUUCCAACCAGCCAAAGAGAAUGAAGAAGAAAUUAAGAACCUCUUUGCAUAUCUGCCUGAUUUGUGCAAUGGUGUGCCCCCAAACCAUUUGAGGCCAUUCAUUGCAAAGUGUUUGGAGUUUGCUGUUCAUAAUGCUCUUUCUGAACAAGGUAAUGAUUCUAAUGAAGAAAAAUUUUUGAAGGAGUUGUUUUUGCACAUAAAAUCUACUCUUCAAAGAGAAGAUAUACACGAUGCUAACAAAACAGUACUGAUUUUGUUGCUUGAAGGACUGCUGGAAACAUUUGAUGCUGAUAACAAACUGUUCCCCACGUAUGUGGAGUGUGUGGCUGAAAUGCCAACCAAGUACUUGGAGCGCAUGACGUCGCCCUCUGUGUGGUGGGAGGUGACCCCCGCCAAGCUGCGUCAGUCCAUCGGCAUCCGCGGGGCGCUCGCUCAGCGGGCCGACUCGGAAGUGCCCCUCGUCUGGCUCAACGAAUGCAUUGACGCUGCAGCGGGUCUGCCAGGGGAGCAGUCAAAUGUGUUAAAGUGCAUUGCAAACGUGAUAUCGAACAGUCGUGAGCAUGACACUCAUUGCCGUUGGUCGCUGGAGCUCAUUGGACAGAUACAGGCAACCAUUACUAGCAAGACUGAUGCAGACAAUCAGCAGGCGGUCACGUUCCUGUGCGACGUGCUGCUCCUGGCCGUCGUCGUCAUGGCGGGCCACGACUGCCUGGUCCAGACCCUCGAGAGCGUGGCCUGCACCAGGGAGGUGCGGCUGCAGCUCUUCCCGCAGGCCCUGCGCGCCCUGCUGGCCACCAACCAGUGGGCGGAGAUCACCGACCAGGUGAUUGAAUGGUUGCACCAGAUGCAGACAAGUGAUACAGUCCCUUCUCAAUAUGCUGCUGCUUUCCGUAAAGCUAUCAUCACACUGCGCCACAAUAAAUAUUUCAAGAAAUCAUCUGUGUGGAUGAGAGUCAUCCCUGCUAGGAUGCCUGGUGGCCAGCAGUAACUAAAGCAGUUAGAAUUAUGUACGUACAAAUGCUUGUUUAAUGUGCCAAACAAAAUCUACGCAAAAAAAUAAUGGAUAAAGUUUAGCUGAACAUUAAUUAAAUAAAGUGAAGAAAAAAAGAUUUUUUUUUAAAUAGAAUUUCCAAUUGAAUCCGAAGUGAAUCUCAAAAUUAUUUUUGUCAGCCUUUAAAAUCAUUUAUACCUCUUCAAGUUCAUUCGUAGUGAAAAUAUUAUUUUAGCUGGUUAUAGAACUUCAAUAACUCUUUCUAAUUCACAGCAGGAAUUGACUUCCAGCUGUUACCAGUCUUAGAAUUCAACUCACUUUUUAAAAGAAUAUUUUAUUAUUUUCUGUUAUUCUCUUAUUUUAUGUUCCAAACAAACAUUUUAUUUUUUUGAAGAAACUACUACAGUUUAAGCAUUUAUAACACCAAAGAUAUUUAAACAGAAUACAAAUUUUCUGUUUGUUUGAUAUUCCAAAAACUAUGAUAUGAACAAUUUUUAGAUAUCAAUACAUGGAUUUAGAAAAUUAAACUGAAUAAUCUAAUACCAUUAAUAUCCAUAGAUAAAUAUUACCCGUUUAAAUUAUCUUACAUUUUAUAUAUGACUAAAGGUGCACAAGUGCUAUCCUCUGCAAUAUUACCAAUGAUUUGUAGAAUACUUCACUGUCAAUAGAAAUAGGAAAAAAAAACUUUCAGUGCACAAGUUAUGUAACUUAUACACUGCUUGAACCACCCCAUAUUUAAAUGUUUUCUAAUAGAAAAUACACCAUCUGAGCACUAAGUAAUAUUAAACAAAUUAAAUUAAAAUUUAAGUAAUUACCUGUGUGUGUGUAAUGUUACGAAUGUCUAGCUGGAGUUUUUUUUUUUUUAAAAAAACCUUUGUAUCUACACUCACAACCUCCGUGUGAGAAUGUUCUGUGUGUCACACUUUACUGUGUGAUAGGGUCUCUAUCUAUGCUGCAGAAUUUAAAGAAAGGUAUUUUUCUGUUUAAAUGACUAGCAGUUGUCAACAUCCAUGUAACCCUUCCUCUCAUCUUUCUGCGAGUGCUCUUGCUUUUCUCCCUCCUAGUAGAUUCUUGUGAGUGAAUAAGAUGUAAACAGUAUUUUAUUUUGUAACUUUUCUACCCUCGUAACAUGUCAGGUAACAAUUUUUUUUGAUUUUUUGAUUGCAAGUGGAUAAGCAAGUUUGUGCUACGUCCGAGUGACCACACGUUUUAAAUGAAGGUGCAACUUUAAUUUCAAA